AUGCAGCCGCGGUCCAGACACAACACAGCAGAUACAGCCACGCGGGUCAGAACAACACAGCAGAUACAGCUGCAGGUCGAACCCUGCCUGGCAGAUACAGCCGCAGGUCCAGGCCACCAACACAGCCAGAUACAGCCGCAGGUCCAGACACAACUAAUAGAUGCAGCCGCAGCACACGGUUCAGGGGCAGGAUUCCCCACGACACGCGGCAGUACUCGACGCACGGUUCGCGGCGGUACUCCCCAGCACACACGGCUCACGGCGGUGCUCCUUUUUGGUUCAAGGCAGUUCUCCACAGCACACGGCUCACGGCAGUACUCCCGCAACACACGGUUCACGGCAGUAUUCCGCACACUGCUCGCUGAAUCCACAACACGGUUCAAGGCAUUACUCCCACAGCACACUGUUCAUGGCGGUACUCUGACACAGUUCAGGGCAGGGUUCGCUCACACGACGCACGGCAGUACUCCCACGACGCACGGCUCACGGCAGCACUCCCCAAGCACGGUUCACGGCAGUACUCCCCACACGGCUCACGGCAGUGCUCCACAACUUACGGCUCACCGCAGUACUCCCACGCACACGGUUCACGGCAGUAUUCCCCGCACACAGCUCACGGCAGGUGCUCCACAGCACACGGUUCCAGGGCAUUUCCCACAGCACACGGUUCACGGCAGGAUUCCCCAGCACACGACGCACGGCAGUGCUCCACGCACACGGUUCACGGCAGUUCCUGACACACGGUUCAGGCAGUACUCCACAGCACGGGUUCGCGGGAUUCCCCAGCACGACGCGGCAGUGCUCCACAACACACGGUUCACGGCAGUACUCCCCAGCACACGGUUCAAAGCGGUACUCCCAGCACACGGUCCGGCGGGAUUCACAGCACGACGCACGGCAGUACUCCCCAGCUACACGGUUCGGCAGUACUCCACCGCACACGGCUCACGGGCUCCCACAGCACACGAUCCCUUGGAUCGUCAGACACUGGGUGAUAUGCCUUCCAUUGAUGAUCUCUUCUACGGAGUUGAACAGAGUCUGGAGUCGUUCAUCGUCUAG
This is a messenger RNA of Homarus americanus (American lobster), 1059 nucleotides long. RefSeq lists its product as uncharacterized. The transcript has 3 exons. NCBI's taxonomy places the organism in Eukaryota, Metazoa, Arthropoda, Malacostraca, Decapoda, Nephropidae. Bases 1 to 1059 code for a protein of 352 amino acids. The record is from RefSeq and is a predicted model, not a curated record.